Molecule: messenger RNA, 2946 nt
Organism: Aspergillus calidoustus
Lineage: Eukaryota; Fungi; Ascomycota; Eurotiomycetes; Eurotiales; Aspergillaceae
Source: the annotation of a GenBank genome assembly
AUGGAUCAGCAACCUAAGACACCGUCACGCCCCAGCGGAAUUCCUCGUUUAGUGUCCAGGAUCCCCCUGCCGACGUCAACCUCGUCACCUUCGCUCAGACCUUCCCCGUCCCGCGACAGACUCCGCGCCGACCCCGGAUUAAAGGCUGCACGGCUUCGACGUCCCUCUGAAGAACCAGAGUUCAAAAAACCGCUCCCCAAAACAUCGCCUCCCAAAAGGAUCCAGAAUGACUACCAGCAGAAGCGGGUUGUUUCCGUGACGGGGACGAGUGACGGGACCGGACUAGAGAAUGAAAAGCUGGAAGCAGAUGGUACCCCUCCCCUGGAUGUGGAAUCCCGGGGUCGUAUACGACCGUCUCUGUCGGAAAGAACGAUUGAGACUCUUGCCCAAAUACCUCCAUCGCCUGCCUCCUCCAGGAGGCCGUCAAAUGUCUACAAUGCCACAAGCCCGAUGCGGUCUCCGUCUCGGCCCCCCUCAUCUAUGACGAGCUACUCCAGGUCGCCGUCUAGAUCUUCUUCAACCCGACAAUUAAGUGGAAGUGACUUCCUAUCUGGGCCCCCAACUGCUAUACGACUACCGUCAAGAUCUCGCCCAUCCUUGUCUACCAAUGGAUCAGCCAGCGAACAUAGUUCAGUGGCUACUGCGGACAGCUCACCGAAGCUGAAGAAACCUAUGAUGCAGAGAAGCAUCUACGGAGGCUUCGGACCGACUCCUGCGGUAUCAGAAUCUCACGCAUCUUUGAAUCAAGCUGUAGGGAGGCCCUCUGACGCGGAAACCGCCACUUCACAACCAGCUCUUCAGGUAAAGAAGUCGCGGAGGAUACAACCCAAGUCGUCAAACUCAAAGCUUUACUCGGCGGCAUCAAGAUCGCCUGCGGUGAAACCCGCACCAGAUGUAUCCUUGCAAUCGAGCACAGAAGUGGAAGAAAAAAAGAUAUCCAAAUCGUCCAGUGCUCUGCGGGAAAGCAUUGCAAAAGCAAAAGCCGCACGAAAGGCAGCUGCCCAAAAGGGACCCCAGACGCAGCCCCUUGGUGCGUGGACAGAGACUGAUAUCCAAGAUCCGUUCAACCAGCAACCAAAGGAUCAAAAUCAUGGUUUACUUCGGAAAAGACUGGAGGCAGGUCGAACUUCGGGCCACUUGAACAUCGCGGCCAUGUCAUUGACCACCUUUCCAGAAGAAGUCCUCAAGAUGUACGACUUUGACCCCAACGCAGGUACCGAUUGGUACGAAAGCGUGGAUUUGGUCAAAUUCAUUGCCGCCGACAAUGAUUUCACCGAGCUCCCUGAUGCUGCCUUCCCGGACAUUGAUCCGAAUCAAAUUGACUUGGAUAGCGAAGAAAAGGGAAAUCAAUUUGGGGGAUUGGAAUUUCUCGACUUUCAUGGAAACUUGCUCCAGUCCCUCCCAUUAGGUUUCAGAAGGCUACAACGACUUCACACCCUGAAUCUCUCUAAGAAUAAACUAAGUACCAAGGAUAUUCAAGUGAUCACGGAGAUGAGCUCCCUUAGGGACUUGAAACUGGCAAAGAACCAGCUGGAAGGUGCUCUCCCUCAUGAUAUUGGUCGCCUCACGGAUCUUGAGACACUUGAUCUUCAUGAAAACUCUCUUACGGAACUUCCCGCGACCCUGGCGGACCUGAAAUCUCUUCGAAUAUUAAACCUCGGCCAUAACCAGUUUACAUCCCUGCCUUUCGAAAUCCUCCACAAGCUUCCAUUGAGGGAGAUCAUUGCUCCCAAGAAUAAUAUCAAGGGGACAUUGAUUCCGGCGUCGGUCAGAAAGCUCGAUGCUCUGCAAACCCUGGACGUCAUUGGUAAUGCAAUUGUGAAACUUUCUGAGAACGAAAGCCUGCAGUUGCCUGCUUUGCAGACAUUGGCAAUCAGUAUGAAUCGCAUCAAGGACUUGCCUGAUGUCUCGUCGUGGCAGGAGCUUCUCACCUUGUCAGCAGAGGACAACAGCAUAACUGGAUUGCCAUUGGGCUUUACCGACUUGAAAAAGAUUAGAAAUGUCGAUCUGACAGGGAACGACCUCUCAAGAUUGGACGAAAAGAUUGGUUUGAUGGACAGCCUUGUGUCGUUUCGGAUAGCCAAUAAUCCUCUUCGUGAGCGCAAGUUCUUUGGCAUGACUGUGGAGGAUAUCAAGCGCGAUUUGAGGAGCCGGUGUGAGCCCGAGCCUCAGGAGACGGACGACGAAGAAGGCUCGGUCGCGACGCAGUUCACCCUUGCCCCAGAGUCCCCCGCUCACAGUUCUUCUGGCUGGCAGCUUAAACCUGGAGGCGUACUUGACCGGUCGUAUACCGAGAUGCAAGAUUUCGACGUCGACAAGCUGGAGCACAUCAAAACGAGUGAUGUCAAGUAUUUAUACUUGCAACACAACGAAUUGCGCUUCUUUCCAACCCCAGCUCUUAGUAUGCUUGCUAUCAGUCUGACCGAUCUGGAUUUGUCGCACAACCCGCUGGAUAGCUCACAGCUUUUCCCUUCUGCUGUCGAGCUUCCUAACCUUCAGACACUCAGUCUGAGUGCUACCGGGCUUGUCACCCUUGAGCCAAUCAUGGCAAAACUAACAGCUCCUUCGCUGACCUUUCUCGAUGUGUCAUCCAACAGCCUUUCUGGAUCUGUUCCCCAUGUCCGGCCCGCAUACCCGCGGUUGACGACAUUCCUUGCCGCAGAGAACCAGUUUGACACCCUGGAGUUUGAGGUUGUGCAGGGACUUCAGGUCUUUGAUGUAGGCAACAAUAACAUCAGCGCUCUGCCCCCAAAACUCGGUCUUUUGAGGGGCGAGGGUAACAGUGCAAACUGGGGUGGUGGAUCGGCCCUUCGAAGAUUCGAGGUUGCAGGGAACAGCUUCCGAGUCCCCCGGUGGCAGAUUGUCGCCAAAGGGACUGAUGCUAUUCUUGAAUGGCUAAAGGACCGGAUACCGGUUGAAGAGUUGCGUGAAUAUGAGGAAGAGUAG